Neoarthrinium moseri is the source of this 978-nucleotide messenger RNA. RefSeq lists its product as uncharacterized. The coding region runs from base 1 to 978 and encodes 325 amino acids. Gene Ontology annotation, biological process: phosphate ion transmembrane transport; oxaloacetate transport; succinate transmembrane transport. The record is from RefSeq and is a predicted model, not a curated record. Gene Ontology annotation, molecular function: thiosulfate transmembrane transporter activity; sulfate transmembrane transporter activity; malate transmembrane transporter activity. NCBI's taxonomy places the organism in Eukaryota, Fungi, Ascomycota, Sordariomycetes, Amphisphaeriales, Apiosporaceae. The transcript has 3 exons.
AUGGUGGCCUCCCAAGAGACAGUGCCCGUCGCGGCCGCGGCGCCGACGACGACCAUGACCACGGACGCCGCGCCGGCCGCCAAGCCAAAGAGACAGAAGAAGCCGCUGCCGAAACAGAUUCACUACCCUUUCUGGUUCGGUGGCUCGGCCAGUAGUAUGGCCGCCUGCGUGACGCAUCCUCUUGACCUGGUCAAGGUCCGGCUUCAGCUGCGCUCCGGCGACGCGCCCAAGUCCAUGAUCGGCACCUUCGGCUACGUGGUGCGCAACGAGGGCCUGCUGGGCCUGUACUCGGGGCUGUCGGCGUCGCUGCUGCGGCAGAUGACGUACUCGACGGUGCGGUUCGGCGUGUACGAGGACCUGAAGCAGCGGUACGGGCCGCGCGACGGCAAGCCGUCGCUGCCGCUGCUGAUCGGGCUGUCGACCUUCUCGGGCUUCCUGGGCGGCGUCUCGGGCAACGCCGCCGACGUGACCAACGUGCGCAUGCAGCAGGACCGCGCCCUGCCCGAGGCCCAGCGCCGCCACUACCGCCACGGCCUCGACGGCAUGUUCCGCAUGCUGCGGCACGAGGGCGCCGCCUCGUGGUUCCGCGGCAUCCUGCCCAACAGCGUGCGCGCCGCCCUCAUGAACGCCAGCCAGCUGGCCUCGUACGACACCAUCAAGACGGCCCUGAUCCAGCACACCCCCAUGGGCGACACCACCACCACCCACUUUGCCGCCUCGCUCAUGGCCGGCUUCGUCGCCACCACCGUCUGCAGCCCCGUCGACGUCAUCAAGAGCCGCGUCAUGAGCGCCAGCGGCAAGGGCCAGAGCGUCGUCGCCCUGCUGCGCGACAUCACGGCCCAGGAGGGCGUGCGCUGGAUGUUCAAGGGCUGGGUACCCAGUUUCCUGAGGUUGGGACCUCAAACAAUCUGUACAUUCCUAUUCCUAGAAGCACACCGCUCGACCUAUAGACGUCUCAUGGGCAUCCCGGAUUCUUAG